GGAGGAGCGCAUCAAAGGAAAAGGCAGAGCGCGUGCGCGUGCGCAAUAGAGGCGGAGGCAGGCUUUGGGGCUGGGUCCGACGCGAGGAGGAGGAGGAGGGGGUACGCGCGUGCGCGCACACGCACCGUAUUAGCCUGCUGUUGCUGCUGCACCGGGAUUAGGUCUCAGUCUCUCUCUCGCGCGCGCUUCCUUUUCCUUGUAUUGCGCGGGGGAAAGCAGCACCGGGAGCUGCCGCCGUUGCUGCUGCAUUAGCAGCAGCAGAGGAGCCAAAGGCGGAGGAGGGCAGAGGAAAGAGGCAGGGGCCUGCCUUGCUUGGCUGCCGCUGCUGCUCCUGGUGACGGUGCGCCGGGGCCGCGCAAUGCACCUGCCCGCACCUGCCGCCGGGUAGAGAAAACAGCCAGGCCGUGCCGGGCGCCCUCUUCCUCCUGCGAGCCAGCUGCUGCCGGGUGCCCCAUGGGAGAGGGAGGAGGACGACGGCGACGACGACAAGGGGCUCUGGCAGGAGGCCGGCCCCGCCUGCUUCCUUGCCCCCAGGAUGCCUCCUGCGCCGCUACCGCCGCCUCCGCCUUCGGCCUGAACUAGGAAACAGACGGCCUCUGCAUCUUCUCCAGCCCCACAGGCUGGUCCCCUGGACGUGGGGAAGAAGAGGAGCCGCUUGGCCUGGGCGCUGCCCCUCCAAUCCUUUGGACCCCGUGGCAGAUCUUGAGGGGUGCCCCCUGGGUUCAGGCUCCUGCGCCCGGAUUGUGCCUGGAGCUGUUAAGGCAGGUUGCUGUGGAGGGGGGUGCCCCACUUUUCACCUCAGCAAGGCACCAGGUUUUUUGGGGAGGUGGGCCUUUGCAACAGCUGGGAAAAGCCACCUUUGCAGCCCCAGAGGCCUCCUUGCACCACAACUUGGGGGGGGGUUUCCACCCUCCAUGCUCCUCGCUGGCAUUCAGCUCCUCUUGGCCCCAAGUCAUCCAGCCAUGGCAGCCAAGUAGGCCAGGAGUCACGCUGGAGGUGAGCCCCCUUGGGCUUGGACGCGCCGACGAGACCCUGAGCCAAGGACUCGGACCGCAGAAGGAGGCCCCGGCCUGUGUCAUGGGGCGGCUGCUCCUGAGGCCUAAGGAGACGCCAGACGCCGUUGCUGGGUACUAAGGGCAGCCUUCCUCCCCAGGGCCCUCCUGGCAUAGACUCACAGCAGUGGGGGCUCGCCUGCCUGCCGACAUGGAGACCAAGAUCCCGCCUGCCGUGACCCCCACCAGCCCCUCCUCCCCGGGGCUGUCCCCUGUGCCGCCCCCGGACAAAGUGGACGGCUUCUCCCGCCGGUCACUCCGCCGUUCCCGCCAGAGGCGUUCCCACAGCUCCUCUCAGUUCCGGUACCAGAGCAACCAGCAGGAGCUCACGCCUCUCCCUCUGCUCAAAGGUGAGUCCCCAGAGGCUGGAGGGCUGGGCUUGCCUCCACACCUGGGUCCUUCUAGCAGGGAGACCUGCCACAGAAUCAUUGGGUGGGAAGAAACACCCAAGGUUCAUCUAGUCCAACCCCCUGCAAUGUGGGAACUGCAGCCAAAGAAUCCCUGACAGAUGGUCAUCCAACCUCUGUUUAAAAAACUCCAGUGAAGGAGAGUCUGCCACCUUCCAAGGUCCAACAUGUCAGCAGAGGCCUGCCAUAAGCGUGGGGGGCGGUGUUAGUGGGGGGACACACCCUAUACCAGCGGUUCUCAACCUGUGGGUCCCCAGAUGUUUUUGGACUACAACUCCCAUCAUCCCAGAGCUCUGGCCUUGCUAGCUAGAGGUGAUGGGAGUUGUAGUUCAACAUCAUCUGGGGACCCACAGAUUGAGAAAGGCUGCAGAAAGCCCUGUGUCGAGACUUCCUCAAUCUUUGGUUUGGGGAUACCGCCUCAUUGCUGAGCUUUCAAGAGAUGCCAUUACAUCUGGAUCUUCGUUUUGGUCACCAAAAAUGGGGUUUGGGUGUACCUAUUCAUUUUUAUAGAUUCAGUACAUUUGUUGCACUUUCCUUGCAAGGAGCUCAAGGUGCUGUGCUCAGUUAUCUGCUGUCUAUCCUCACAACAACCCUGUGCGGUAGGGUUAGGCUUGAGAGACCACAACCUGCCCAAGCUCACCCCGUGAGCUUCAUGAUGGAGAGGGGUGCAAAUGCUGGUCUGCCCCAGGUCCUGGUCCGACGCUCUAACCACUACACCACACAGGCUCUUAUAUUGAGCUCCAGGAGGGUAGCCCUGGUUUUCUGUUGCAGGGAAGGGCAUCUUCACCUCAACAAGAGCAUUGGGCUUGGCCCUGGCCAAACGCAGGCUCAGAGCUUUGUGGCGAAGCUCUCCUGUGGCCUCUCUGCUUACUUUGGAAUGCAGCUUUGAGCAAGAGGCAAGCAAAGUAAAAUGCAAUUUGGGGAACAAUAUUCAUCAUACUUGGAGCAGUCCUAAGCUGCAGGUGUGUUUCGGGGGCAGGGAGUGGUCCAGCCCAUGCUCAGUGUUCUCAUGUGCAUCAUGCUCACAGUCACCCCUUAGUCCCCGACCUUCUCAGAGUUGCAUGGGGAAGGUGUGCAGGGAUCUUCCACUUGUGAUCAGGCAAAUGCAACUGGAAAGCCUUGUGGACCAUCCCCCGCUUAACAUAAAACCAUAGAACUUUAGUAUUGGAGGGGACCACAAGAGUCAUCUAGCCCAACCUACUGCAAUGCAGGAAUUCUUUGCCCAAUGUGCGGCUCGAACCCCCCACAACCCUGGGAUUAUGAGUCUCAUGCUUCAACUGAGCUAAAGGCAUUUUCGUUUGCAUGGGUGUCAUUGGGGGCUGAGUGUGUGGCGUGUUGGGGGCAUGUCUUGUGUGGCCACACAGGUGAAGUUUGCACGUUCAGGCAAAUUUGGCUUUCCAGCAAAGCACCUGCAGACGGUCCCAGGUCCAGGCCCCAUCUGCAUCUCACAAGUAGGGAAGGUCCCCUGCUUGUAACCCUAGGCAGCUGCUGCCAGUCGGCAUGGAUAAUCCAGAUGAACCCAUAGUUUGACACUGUCUAGAGCAGCUUCCUAUGGACCUCUGGCUGGAGUGAUGCGGCUGCUUCUUGGUGGUGAAAGCCUUUCUUCACGCAGCGCAUCAUCAAAUUGUGGAACUCUCCUCCCCCAGGAGGCAGUAAUGCCCACCAACCUAGAUGGCUGGGGAAAUCCAUGAAAGAUCAGACUGUCAGUGACUGCUAGCCACGAUAGCUAUGCUCUGCCUCUUGGAGACAGAGCAUAUGCUUCUGAACGCCGGUUGCUGGAAGCCACAGGAGAGAGUGCUCUUGCGCUUGGAUCCUACUUGUGGGUUUUCCGUACGAGCCACUGUAAGAGCAGGAUGCCAGACCUGGUGGGCCGUUGCACUGAUUUGGCAGGCUCCACUGAUGCUCCUCAGUCCUCCUUGGGUACCACUUUGCAACUGAGAGCAUCCGCUGGGAGUUGUCCUCUCUCCUACCACUCUGGUAUUGUUGGAUGCAGCCAGCAGGCCAGGCCAGCAUCUUCCACCCCUUAUGCAUCCUCCUCCUCCUCAGCUGGGGAGGCAACCCCCAGCAUCCUGCCUUCUUCUGUAGCCAUGCUCCAUCAGAAUCGCACAUUGGAGUCCUUGUGUCACUAAGUAAGCUCCCAUGGGAGAGGACCACAGCUCAGACGUGCCUAUACAGGCAGAAUGUCGUGGCUCUUUCAGCUAAAAGUCAAGUCCGCAAAUGAUGGGAAAUGCCCUUCUCGGCCUAAGACCCCUGAAGAGUUGCUGUCUGUCAGAUAUGGACAGAUGUCUGACCCAGUAUUAAAGCAACUUGCUGUGUUCCCAUCCUGAGGAUUUCUGUGUCCAUCCAGAGAAUUGCCCACUCAGGGGCCUGCCUUUGGGGGUCUGCAGCGGCCAGAUAAUGGGGAGGGGCAGAGUUCCAGGAAGUGCUGAAAUUGCAGGUGUGUGUUAGAGGGGACCUUAGUCCCCAUACCUUUUGGGGCAGCCUCCACCACGCCCUGUCCUCACAGGAGGGAGCCAUGAUUUGACUAAAAAACGGGAGGGAGUUGGUGGGUUGCAAAUAAACACAUAAUAAUGCAAAUAACACAGAUUAAUUUCUGUUGGUGAGCUCAGAGUGGCCUUCAGCAUGGAUAAAAGCAGCCGCAAAAUACAUUGCAAAUAGGCAAUUAGCUAAAAUCAGCAGCGAUGAAAACAGAUGAUGCAUUAACUCAGUGGGAAGCAUUGUAAAAUCGGGCAGAGUUUCGUUAGCCACCCCCGUUCCCCUCAAACACUGGGCCAGGCCUUACUGUUGACUUAAUUGAGGCGGAGUUGCAACAUCAAGAAAAGUUUCCUCUAUGCCAGACUGGAGUGUCCUGCUGGCUUCUCUAUUAGAGGCAUCUUGGAAUGAGGAAAUGCCAUCUUUAUUUAUUAAUGGUAUUUCUUGCCUGCUCUUAAGGUCCCAUGAGCUAAAAUGCAAUCACAGAAUAAUGAAUCAUCAACAAACCAUAAGACAACAGAAGCACAAAACAUAUUAAACUAAUAGCACCCUUUACAGGAGAGACAACCAAAAAUUCAUAUAUUGCUUCCAAAAGUGGGAGGCAGAGCAGCCAGCCCCACCCCACCCCGAAACUGACUGCAAUAGAAGCUGUUUAAAUGCCCUGGGUUUGGUUUCCUUCAAUUUGGUUAAUAUAUUGGCUUUUCGCCCUAACCUUCCUCCAGAAGGAGCCCACAUUAGCUGUACAGCAUCAGAUUUAUACAAAAUUUAAAACCACUCUGCUGCAGAUGCUCUUUUACCCUGACUUUUGACACUUGAGAUGCAUAUUUAUUUAUACAUGUUUAUUUUUAGGAACCACCUUCUGUGAUUUCGUAUUGCUUUAAACUGUCCUUAAAUGUUGUUUUAAUUAUUGUUACGCACCCUGGGCAGGGUGAAUAAUUAAUAGUAAUCAUAAUAAAAUGAUAAGUGGGAAAUGGGAGUGUCUGGCCGCAUGCUGGGCCGGGGGCAGAAAUGGCUCUCUUCGACUGCUCUCCGUUUCCUGGCCUUGAUUGCUCCUCAGUUUCAAAAUACAUUUUAGACUCCCUCUUCCUCCGCAGGCAUAAAUAUUUUUUGACUUUGGAGAAAAAACCAGAAUAGGUUCUCAAGUCUUGGGAGAUGCCCAUUGCAUUCGUCUAGGCAGUCCCCCCUCCAAAUAUUCCUGCAUCCUUACUGAUCCCAGAACUCAGAGCUGCUCAUCAUCUCUGUCUCCGGAUGCGGCUGAUCAGCCUUAUGGCUGCCAUGGUUACAGUUCCCAGGGGGAUUCCCAGGGCUGCUUCUUGCCCCAAGGGGUAAGGAGAAGAGGCUGCAACAGCAGUAUGGCUUGUGUGCCUGAGUCUUACUUAUUAGGGCGCUUUUAUACUGCCCUUCAGAGGCACACACACACAACUGUUACAGGGCAGUUUACAGCGAAAUAGUUGACUGAAACAGAAUCCAGCCAAUCAAAAAGAAUUCACGUCAAAAUACCUGCAUAACUAAGUAUAAUAGCAUCAUCCUGCUUAAAACUGACUUCAGCCUUCCCAACCCUCCACCUCUAAGAUCCUGAUAUUUUUUUGUUAAGUAACUGCUGCAUUUCAUCCUUGACUUCCUGCUCUCCUAGGGCGAUCUUGGUGCUUUCCAGGGGCUCAUCAGUUGACCAGUGCCUCAUUUCCCUGUUUUGGAAAUGGCUACUCUUGGCUCCUCCUGUUGUUUUUAAAUAUCAUCAUGGGAAAAGCACCCAAUCUGGCACCUUCUGGAGUGGACCCAGCUCCCUGUCAAGGAAAAGGCUGAGAUGGGCUCUCCAGGAUGACUAGGGCAACUUGGGUGGCAGGCUUGGUUAAUUUUGGAAGGCUGAGCGUUUGAGUGUGCCACUCCACUCUUGACCUCACACAGGGCUAGUGUCUUGCAGAGUUUACUGGUGCCACAGCCAAGGAGUUGGAGAGCAGGAAUUGCUGACUCUUAACUCAUUGAUGGGCACAAGUGACAGGCAGCUCCGACUUGCUGAGGUGGUCGUCCCCAGAGAAUGACGUGAGUUUUCUGGAAAUUUUGGGAUCGGAAAUUUUUCCCACUGCACUAAAUCACUGGAGAUCUGAUUUAACACGUUUGUUUUUAAGAAAAAAAUUACGCAGUGUUCAUUUUCUAUGCUAUAUAAAUACAAAGCCUUUUCAAGUGCCUUGGAAACAAAAUGUUUAAUCUAGGGAAAGAAUUCAGUAAAGCACCACUUAAUGUGGUUUAAACAUGGUGGUGGAAACUGCACUUGGAAACUGUUUUUAUUGCAAUACUUGGAAAUAACUGGAGAAAAAAUGAAAGGAAAAACAACCACCUUGGUUUCAGGAAGAGCCAUAACACAGCGGUAGACCAUCUGCCUUGCAUGCAGGAUAUCGCAUGUUCAAUCCCCAGCUGCGUCUCCAGGCAGGGCUGGGAAUGCCCCCUGCUUAUAACCCUGGGGAGUGCCUGCUAGUGUCCUGAACCACAUGGGCCCAUAGUCUCACCUUGGAGAAGGCAGGUUCCUAUGUACUGCUGUCUGGAAUUAUGGGUCUUGCAAGGUUGCCACUGGGGGUCUCUGGGUCCUGGUCUGGCCUUGCCACUGCGCCCAGCCAGUGUUGGGGGGAUGCAGCUGCCAGAGGCCACAUUGGCAGGAUGGUCAGGCUCCCCCCUGCGUGGGGGGCAGGCGGUUUGGCCCUGUGAACCCUCCAUGCUCUCUGCUUGGUGCUGGUGGCAGUGGCAAGGGUUGGGCUGGCAUGGGGAGCUUUGUUUGCCCUGCCCGCCCAACCCCUGGUCCUGCCUGUUGCAUGUUCCCUGGGCUCCAGCAAAGGACACAACUCCGCUGGUGUUCUGCCUGUGGAGCUGUGCUUUCUUCCCCCAGAGCACAAUUCAAAGUGUUGGUGCUGACCUUUAAAGCCCUAAACAGCCUCGGUCCAGUAUACCUGAAGGAGCGUCUCCACCCCCAUCAUUCUGCCCGGACACUGAGGUCCAGCGCUGAGGGCCUUCUGGGGGUUCCCUCCCUGUGAGAAGUGAGGUUACAGGAAACCAGGCAGAGGGCCUUCUCGGUAGUGGCACCCGCCCUGUGGAACGCCCUCCCACCAGAUGUCAAAUAGAAAAACAACUAACAGACUUUUAGAAGAUAUCUGAAGGCAGCCCUGUUUAGGGAAGCUUUUAAUGUUUGAUAGAUUAUUGUAUUUUAAUAUUCUGUUGGAAGCCGCCCAGAGUAGCUGGGGAAACCCAGCCAGAUGGGUAGGGUAUAAAUAAUUUAUUAUUAUUAUUAUUAUUAUUAUUAUUAUUAUUAUUAUUAUUUAUUACCACCUUUUGCCAGCUCAGGUUAUUUGUCCACUUGUAUCUCCAGAGUUUCAGAUGGGUCUCUUCUUCCCAGCCCUUCCUGGGGGUGACAUGGAUUGAACCCUCUGUGUGUAUAACAAGUGUCUCCCCACCCUGGCCAAUGGCCUUUUCCUUACAAAUAAUUAAAAAAGAGCAAAAAUGCGCAUAGUCUGCUUUUUCUCCACUACUAAGUAGCUGCAACCGGACCACCCUGAUGGAUUAUGGAGAAGGGGGCUCCGAUGUGUUGGAGGGUGAGACCGGCCAGCAUGUUUGAGCCCCAGCACCUCUUGCGCCAGCACCUGCUGAGCCCUGUGUGUGUGGUCGCUUCCUCCCCCCUGCAGAUGCUCCUGUCUCAGAGCUGCACGACCUCCUGUGCAAGAAGCUGCAGCAGUGCUCCGUCCUCUUCGACUUCCUCGACUGCGUCGCUGACCUGAAGGGGAAAGAGAUCAAGCGGGCAGCCCUCAACGAGCUGGUGGAGUGCGUGGCCACCAACCGUGGCAUCCUCAUUGAGCCGCUCUACCCUGAGAUCAUCAAGAUGGUAGGCAGGGAGAGGAGAGGGAAGAGGAUGGGCUCCCCCGUCACACAAUCACAAGCAGGGCGGCUCAAUUGGUUGCUCGUCACUGGCGGCAGCCAGGGAGGCUGCAUUGGUUGCUGGCAACAGCCAGGGAGGCUGAAGGCUAGGAAUGUGUUCUGCCAGCUUGAGCAAGAGACCCCUGGCACAGAUUAUGACUCAAGGGGAGGCAAAAUGACCUCCAGUUAGGGAUGGAUGGAGCACUCUCCAAAUCUUUCCUGUUCCUUUUCUGCAUUUAAUGUGUAUGGGUUAACACACAGACACAGUGAAAAGUAAUAAUUUAAAAAUAAUGCCUUUCUGGACAGAAGUGUUGACUAUUAUGCAAGCAAGUACAGGCUAUGAUCUCCCUCCUUUUACUUCUCUCUGAAGUUAAUAGUAGGGUGCCAGGGAAGAUCUCAUAACAGUGCCAUUGCAGCUAUGGGCACCAUGUUGGCAACCCCUGUUAAUGAUCUCAUUGCCCUUUCCCUGAGAUUCUUUGGGCAUCUGGCUGGUCCCUGUCAAAGCCAGAAGCUCGAGGGGUGUAUUUUUAUUGGGGGCAAGGGUGUACCUUGCUUGAAGUGGUAACUAGUCUGUAUAGCAGGAAUAGGCAAACUCGGCCCUUCAGAUGUUUUGGGACUACAACUCCCAUCAUCCCUGACCACUGGUCCUGCUAGCUAGGGAUGAUGGGAUCUGUAGUCCCAAAACAUCUGUAGGGGCAAGUCUGCCUAUGUCUGCUGUAUAGCUUUGCUGAUUUCUUCUCUCCCUUCCCUACAGAUCUCAGUCAACAUUUUCCGGACGCUUCCGCCCAGCGAGAACCCUGAGUUUGACCCCGAAGAGGAUGAGCCCAACCUAGAACCCUCGUGGCCACAUCUCCAGGUAGGACUCCUCCGUGGGGCUGCCUCGUGUGGGCAUGUGUCAUUUUGCCUGCAUGGCAGAAAAGUAGUGGGUGCAGUCUUAGCCACCUCCACCCCUGGCUUGCUGGUGGAUGCCUUAAACCAGUGGUUCCCAAAGUGGGUGGUGGGUUUACUUGCAAUGGCGAGUGGUGAGGGGUGCUAAGAGUCAAGAGGGCAGCAGGGGCGGGGCGUGUGCUGGGCAUGUGACUCUCUGAAAAGCUGGUAUCACUAGAUUUUUUUGUUGAAUUAAUUAAACUAAAAUAGUUUUAAUUGGGUUUUGAACAAAUGUGCAAUUAACUGUGACCGCCUUUAAUUUUAUUGUGCUAUUAUCUUUCUUCGUGGUUGGGCAAACUGCUAUUCUAAAAAAUGUGUUUGAUAGGGUAAGGGGGCACCAGGGAUAAAUUUAUGGAACCAAAGGGAAGGUGACCUAAAUUUGGGGGGAGCAAAAGUGCCUUGGGGGCAGGCGGGGGCAGGGAAUUGGAAGAAUUUUUGGUGGUGAUUAAUGGUUCCACCUCUCUACCUCUUUCCAGCUUGUGUAUGAAUUUUUCCUCCGGUUCCUCGAGAGCCCAGACUUCCAACCUUCGGUCGCCAAGCGUUACAUAGACCAGAAAUUUGUAUUGCUGGUGAGUGAGAAGGAGCAAGAAGGCUGAGCAAGGGAGUGUGUGAGUGUUGUGUGUGUGUCUGGGGCAGCAAAGCCAGGUUACUGGGCAUCGAGUGCGAGUCCUCUUUGCAGGUGGGUCACAAGCCAUGCUUCUUCUGCAGUGACUCUGUUGUGGUACUGCAGAGAAAUGAGGCUGUUUCAACUUCCAAAACUCCCGUUGAAAACUUUUCUAUUCCAUCAAACUUAUGCGGGCAGUUGAGAAUGCAUCUUUUCGCAAUGGCUGAUGGUCUCUGAUUCUAAAGCUUUUUUGUGUGUGUGCAUGUUAAUUAUAUACAGACAUCCUUGUCAUAAACUUCUUUGACAUUUUUUAAAUCAGGCAGCAACACAUAAAUAUUUUUGGAAGUAAAUAAAUAAGACACGGCCAGGAAGGAGCUGGAUGCCCUCCUGGGAAACUGGGGCCCAAAUAAUAAUAAUAAUACAGUGGUACCUCAGGUUACAUACGCUUCAGGUUACAGACUUUGCUAACCCAGAAAUAGUGCUUCAGGUUAAGAACUUUGUUUCAGGAUGAGAACAGAAAUUGUGCUGUGGCGGUGCGGCAGCAGCAGGAGGCCCCAUUAGCUAAAGUGGUGCUUCAGGUUAAGAACAGUUUCAGGUUAAGAACAGACCUCUGGAACAAAUUAAGUACUUAACCCGAGGUACCACUGUAAUAAUAAUUUAUUUAUAUGCCACCCAUCUGACCGGUUUGCCCUAGCCAUUCUGGGCAGCUCCCAACAACAAAAGAGUAAAAUCACAAUACAAGCUUGGCUGCCCUCUGGGACACCUGGUUCGCCACUGUGAGAACAGGCUGCUGUGCCAGGACCCCCUUUGGACUAAUCUUAGGCUGUGCACAUGACUCUGCUUGCAGAAGGCAGCAAGCUAAAUCACUGGCAUCUCCCAGUCGUGCUGGAAGCUUGGAGAGCCACUGCCUGGUAUUCAGUAGAAGGCCCAGGAAACUCUCCAGGAGUUUCACAGGGGAUGUUCCAGGCCCCUUUGCACUGACUCCUCCUCUCCCCUCUCCCUUCCCUUCAGCUACUGGAGCUUUUCGACAGCGAGGACCCUCGGGAGCGCGAGUACCUCAAGACCAUCCUCCACCGCGUCUAUGGCAAGUUCCUGGGCCUGCGUGCCUACAUCCGAAAGCAGUGCAACAACAUUUUCUUGCGGUGAGUUCCUCUUUUCUCUGCUCCACCCCAGGGUUGCUCCGCAUCCUGGCCUCCUGCAGCACAGGCUUCUCUCCCCACCAUUCUGCCCACCCAGUGUGGUCAGAAGCAGUUGCUCAGGUCUCGCUGCCAGCCUCUUUUCUGGCCAAGAAGGCGAUUUGCAGGUGGCCUGCAUCCGAAUGUUGGAAGGUUCGGAACAUGUAAAAGAAAGUAUCUUCUUCCUAAAUCCCUAAAUCCCCUUUGACACAUAAACUACAGGAUAAGGAUAACUGUGACUUUAAAGAUGAAUGAGAACCUUUUACAAAAUACCAUAUUUUCCGCUCUAUAAGACGCACCAGACCACAAGAUGCAGGAGCAGGAAAACAAGAAAAAAAAAUAUUCUGAAUCUCAGAAGCCAGCACAGCAAGAGGGAUUGCUGCGCAGUGAAAGCAGCAAUCCCUCUUGCUGUUCUGGCUUCUGGGAUAGCUGCGCAGCCUGCCUUUGCUCCAUAAGACGCACACACAUUCCCCCUUACUUUUUAGGAGGGAAAAAGUGAGUCUUAUAGAGCAAAAAAUACGGUACUUAAAGAAACAACAAAGUGAACUGGACUCCUUGGCAGGUUUUGAAUAAACACUCACAAACUUUCUAUUGACAAUAACCAGUCAGAUAAAUUAAGGAUUUAUACAGUUUUGUAACAUGCAGAGAAUAGCAUUUGUAGAGAAACCAGAGAUUGGAGCUGAGGGAAGUCAGGGGGGGAGGGGAGGGGGUUAUUUUAUGGGGGGAGGGGGGAAAUGAGGGGGGGUCAAGGAUGAUAUGUAAUAAGAUAAUAUGUUUUGUUUAAAUUCUUAAUAAAAAAUGUUUUUUUAAAAAAAGAAAGUAUCUUCUCCACACAGCCCAAAGUUAAACUGUGGAACUCCCUCCCACAGGAGGGAGUAGCCUAGACGGCUUUAAAAGAGGAUUGGGACAGAUUCAUGUAGAAUCACAGAGUUGGAAGGAACCUCAAGGGUCCUCUAGCCCAACUCCCUCCAAGGCAGGAAUAUUUUGCCCAGUGUGGGGCUCGAACCCAUGACCCUGAGGUCAAGAGUCUGAUGCUCUACCAACUGAGCUAACAAGGGCUACUAGUCAUGAUGUUCUGUGCUGUGCCUCCACAGUCGGAGGCAAUAAUGCUUCUCAAUACCAGUUUCUGGAAACCACAGGAGGAGAGAGUGUUCCUGUACUCAGAUCUGGCUUGCAGGAUUCCCUUGGGUGGCCACUGUGAGAACAAGAUGCUGGACUAGAUGGGCCACUGGCCUGAUCCAGCGGGCUCUUAAGUUCUUACCCAUGUGGUGAGAGCUCAUUCAGGGGGAUAAUGUAGCCUGCUGUCCACUAGAGGGCAGGAUGACCUCGUCCUGUGUUCUCCCUUCAUUCCCUAGCUAGGGACUCCCCCACUUUUCUAGCUGGCAGGUAAGGAUGAGUAGCAUAUUCUGGGUGGUGCAGGAGCUGCCAGACCCAAGGGAUGGGGAACCCGUAGCCCUUCAGAUGUUGUUGGACACCCAACUCCCAGCAGCCAGCAUGGCCAAUGGGAGGGAGUUGUAGUCUAGCAACACGCACAAGACUCUUAAUCUCAGGGUUGUGGGUUUGAGCCCCACAUUGGGCAAAAAGAUUUCCUGCAUUGCAGGGGUUGGACUAGAUGACUCUUGGGGUACCUUCCAGCUCUACAAUUCUAGAAUUCUGUGGUAGGAGAGGCUUACUCUGGUCUGGUGCCCUGAAUACCCUUACUGGGGGCCAACUUGACAUCACAGCACCCUUGUAAUAUAAUAAUAAUUUAUUAUUUAUACCCCACCCAUCUGGCUGGGCCUCCCCAGCCACUCUGGGUGGCUUCCAACCGAAUAUUAAAAACAAUACAGCAUCAGACAUCAAAAACUUCCCUAAACAGGGCCGCCUUCAGUUGUCUUUUAAAAGUAAAAUAGUUGUUUAUUGCCUUGACAUCUGCUGGGAGGGUGUUUCCUAGCUGGGCUAGGAAAGAAGAGGAUCCAAGCAGAAAGUGGCAGUGGAGCCCAUGGUGGCAGUUCUGCCCUUCUCCCCAAUCUGUGGUGAUGCGAUGUGAUGUGAUGUGAUGUGUUGUGUUGCUGCUGUUUGUUUAUAUGCCGCCUUUCAGCCGAAAAGGCUUCUGAGGCAGCUCACAAGAAUAAACUGACAACAGUAUACAGGCAGAUACAAAUGCAAAGCAUUUCAACUAUAUUAAAAGCCCAGCAUGGCUCUGUUCCUGCCAGAAAAGCCAGGAGCAGUCCCUGCAAAAAAAAUGUUAAGAGAAGUGAGCCUGUGGUGGUGCAGUGGUUAGAGUGUUGGACUCUGGGAGAGAUUUGGGUUCGAAUCCCCACUCGGGCAUCACGAAGCUCACUGGGUGACCUUGGGCCAGUUGCUCACUCUCAGCCCUAGCCUACUUUGCAGGGCUGUUGUGGGGAAUUAAAGAGCACAUGAGCCACCUUGAACUCCUUGGAGAAAAAGCUGAGAUAUAAACGCAAUAAAUAAAAAUGAAGAAUACUUCAGCAGCAUCUUUGCCAUACAGUGGUCCCUGGCGGGGUGGGGCAAGGCAGGUGGAAAAGCUGGUGGCCAUGAUGGUGAUGUGAUCCCUACCUCUUCCCUGUCCCACCCCCAGGUUUAUCUACGAGACGGAGCAUUUCAACGGCGUGGCGGAGCUGCUUGAGAUCCUGGGAAGGUAAGCACCUGAGGACAUGGAGGACAGGCGUCAGCCAGAGCUGCACCUUCCUGCCUCUGUUGAAUGUUGAGGGGCCUCUUUCCUACCCUCCUCUCCCCUUCAGCUUCCGCCAUGCACCAGCUGGGCUCCUUCCUGGCUGUUGCUGCUUCUGCUGCUGUGGGCGGAGCAAAAGGGCAAGACGCUGAGUCAUCGGAAGCUCAGCCAUGUGCUCGUCACCCACGACUCGGGAGUCUGGGUUGCAUGACAAUACAGUCCACGAGAUGCAACAAGCUCACGCUGUUUUUAUUUUACUUCAUUUUGCCACAUUUUGAGAUUUAAAUGUUUUUGUUUGAUCCACCUCGCCUUCAUCGCACCGGUGGCUACGUAGAAGUAUUUGUUAAACAACAACAAUACUUAUGCUGUACAGUGGUACCUUGGGUUACAGACGCUUCAGGUUACAUAUGCUUCAGGUUACAGACUCCUCUAACCCAGAAAUAGUACCUUGGGUUAAGAACUUUGCUUCAGGAUGAGAACAGAAAUCGCGUGGCGGCAGUGGGAGUCCCCAUUAGCUAAAGUGGCGCUUCAGGUUAAGAACAGUUUCAGGUUAAGAAGGGACCUCCGGAACAAAUUAAGUACUUAACCCGAGGUACCACUGUAUUCGUAUUCUGUGGGUGCUGCACAAUGCUUUUCUUUUGGCAUCUUCUCCUCCUUAUUUCUUACUUCCCCCUCUAUAAUUUUUCCCUUCGCUUAUAAUUUAAAAAAAUUGAAAUAAGUUAAAAGGAAGGGUGAGAUGUAAUUUAAAUUUCUUAAAAUUCUGACAUUUCCUGUAAAGUCCAGGGAAUUUUGGGGGGGUGGAUGGAGAGGCAUUGGAACAGUAGUGCUGGUUUCUUCUCCCCCACAAAUCUUCCCUGCCGGCAAUCAGGUGUUGAAGAUGGGAGGUGAAGGCUCCUCUUUCUCAGAACUACUCGGGAGAAAAGGCAGAGGUGCUCCUUCCUCUGUUUGGGGGACAGCAGCAUUCCCAACCACUCCCUCCCCCAGUUUUCUAUUUAUUUAUUUUGCUGCAAAAAAUAUAUAUCGCAGAAACUUCCAAGCAGUUUGCAAAAAGAAAAAGAAAAAAACAAUUACCGAAAACAAUUAAAACAUCCCAAAGAUUUAAAGCCAGCAAUAAACUAAAAACGCACAUCAGCAUUCUGCAUAUCUGGGCAGGCUUGUCUAACCAGAAAUGUUUUCGGCAGGCGCCAAAGAGUGUGCAGUGAAGGUGCCUGCCCGAUGUCGCCAUCAAUAGGCAGGGAGUUCCGAAGUUGUAGGUGCCGCCACACUAAAGAGAUCGAUUUCUUGCAGUUGCGGAACGGGUGUCGCGCGGCACCGGCUUUGAUGCCUCCCACUGUGUUUCCUCCCUCCCCUCCCCUCCCCAGUAUAAUCAACGGGUUUGCUUUGCCCCUGAAGACGGAGCACAAGCAGUUCCUGGUCCGGGUCCUCAUCCCGCUGCACUCUGUGAAGUCCCUCUCCAUCUUCCACGCCCAGGUGAGCCUCACUCUGCAGGGAACCUCCGUCUCCCUUGAUGGCCAAAGGGGCCUCUGCUGUCAGGUGGGGUGGGAGGGUGGGGAAGAUCUGCAGUGGAGUGAUGCUUGAGCCUCUGGUGGGGGUUGUGAGGAGGGGGGGUGCUCCUGGGUGUCCCCGAGCUCUAACCUCCGACCCUUGACCCCGCUUUGUCUCCUGCAGCUGGCUUACUGUGUGGUCCAGUUCCUGGAGAAAGACGCGACGCUGACCGAGCAUGUGAGUCGGGAUUUGGCCAUGUGGGGUGCUGGUUGUGGGGUGCAGCAGAGCAGCAGGUGGGGGGGAGAAAACCCAAGUCCCAUGGGGAACAGUUAAGGGAGUACCAAAUAAAAAUAAUACAGUGGUACCUCGGGUUACAUACGCUUCAGGUUACAUACGCUUCAGGUUACAUACGCUUCAGGUUACAUACGCUUCAGGUUACAGACUCCGCUAACCCAGAAAUAGUGCUUCAGGUUAAGAACUUUGCUUCAGGAUGAAAACAGAAAUCGUUCUCUGGCGGCGCGGCAGCAGCAGGAGGCCCCAUUAGCUAAAGUGGUGCUUCAGGUUAAGAACAGUUUCAGGUUAAGAACAAAUUAAGUACUUAACCCGAGGUACUACUGUAUUAUUAUUAUUAUUAUUAUUAUUAUUAUUAUUAUGCCAGUGCCAGGAUGUGCGUCUUAACGUUUCCAUGUUUUGACCUCUCUCCUCACCUUCCCAGGUGAUACGUGGCCUUCUGAAGUACUGGCCGAAGACCUGCACCCAGAAGGAGGUACAGAAGGGUCAAGUGGGGACGAGGGUGGGAGUGGAGGCAGAUGGGGGAAGCCUUGGUGCUGUUGCCCCAUCUUGGCCCAGUGGCACCGCCAGUGCCCGCAUCCCAGCCUAAUCCCAACAUAUUCUGCUCACCUUUCCCUGCCCGUCUGUCCACCCAGGUGAUGUUCCUGGGAGAAAUCGAGGAGAUUCUGGAUGUCAUUGAGCCCUCUCAGUUUGUGAAGAUCCAGGAGCCCCUCUUCAAGCAAGUGGCUCGGUGUAUUGCCAGCCCCCACUUCCAGGUGCUCUUGGGGCAGCGGCAGGGGGGUGAGGUGAAGGGAGGGGAGAUGGGUCCAGAGCUCAUUCAGCUUGGGAGUUUGGCUAUUUUUGAGAGGACAGUGGCAGGAGGGCACACUGAUACUUCUCUUCCAUGAAAUUGUCCAAUCCUCUUUUUUAAGGCUGUCCAACUUUGGUACUUCCUCCUGCAGGAAUGAGUUCCAUAGUUUAACUUUGUACUGCAUGAAAGACAACGACCUUUUAUCUGAGUCUUCCGACAUCCAAUUUCCAUUUCCUCCCACUUCUAGUUUGUUUGCUGUCUUUCUAAAGGCGGUUUACAAGCUGAGGAAACAACAAACUAUCCAAUACCAAAUACAAAAUCAUAAUAAAAACAUGCUUUGUUUUUAUUUAAGCUGUUUAUCUUAAAUCUAACAUUCAAUAAUCCAUUAGAAUAUAAUAGCGCAUAAUAAAUUAAAUACCGGUAAAUAAUAAUUAAGCAUAAAUUCACUCUCUAACAAGUACAGUGAAAAUAAUUAUAAUCCAUAAAAAUAAAUGUGCAUAAGAUACCACGAUACAUACAAAAACUUCUAAAAGGAUCAAAUUGGGAAACAAAGACAUGCAGCUUAUAAUAUUACUGGAUGUCCACCAGUUCUAGUGUUCUGAGUGAGGAAUAGAAACGUUUCUUCAUUCACUUUCUGGGUGUGACAUGUUUACUGCGUGAAACAGCGUGGAGGAAACUUUGAAUUUUUGUACUUAGGGGGGCGCUUUGUUUGAGGAGAGCCUGCUGGAACUCUCCCCUCUAUUGCUGCCUUUGACCAUGGAGGCAGAGAGUAGCCAUUUUGGCUAGUAGUAGCCUUCCUCCCCUCUGAGCCCUCCUCUCGCUCCAGGUUGCAGAGCGGGCUCUGUAUUUCUGGAACAACGAAUACAUCCUGAGCCUGGUUGAGGACAACUGCCACACGGUGCUGCCCACCAUUUUCGGCACCCUCUAUCGCGUCUCCAAGGAGCACUGGAACCCGUAAGUGGCUGCCUGGGUUGGGGUGCCUACAGGACCCCUGGGGUGGAGGUGGGCCAGUCCUGCAGUGUCCCUCUGUCCCCAGUCGCCAGCAAAGCCUCAUUGCUCCCAUUGCCCAACUUUGGGGAAAGGCCACAGAUUUAUAUCCUGCCCUGUAUCACUUUUAUUUAUUUGUUGCUCUUAUCUUUGGCGCUGUGGGUUAAACCACAGAGCCUAGGACUUGCUGAUCAGAAACUUGGCGGUUCGAAUCCCCGCGACGGGAUGAGCUCCUGUUGCUCGGUCCCUGCUCCUGCCAAGCUACCAGUUCGAAAGCAUGUCAAAGUGCAAGUAGAUAAAUAGGUACCGCUCCAGCGGGAAGGUAAACGGCGUUUCCGUGCGCUGCUCUGGUUCGCCAGAAGUGGCUUAGUCAUGCUGGCCACAUGACCCGGAAGCUGUACGCCGGCUCCCUCGGCCAAUAAAGCGAGAUGAGCGCCGCAACCCCAGAGUCGGCCACGACUGGACCUAAUGGCCAGGGGUCCCUUUAUCUUUUGCUCUGAAGAGCUAAAAGUGGCAGACAUGGUUAUUCCCACCUCGUUUAAUCCCCUACUACAACCUUGUGAGGUAGGUUAGGCUACCUGAGAGGCACUGACGGAGCUCAACGUCACCCAGUGAGCUUCAUGGCUGAGCGGGGAUUUGAACCCUGGUCUCUCCCAGGCCCUAGUCUUAGGCUCGAACCACUCCACCGCACUGUCUCUCUUUAAGUGUAAGGCUGGCUACACCUUCCAGGGCCUCAGUAAGCAGAAGGGAACCCACUUUUAGGUUGAAAGAUAAUCCAGCUGUUGACUGAUGGGGUGGGGCUGGAGGUGGCUUAGCAGUCCUGGGGUGUAACAUCUAGAUUUCCUCUCCCCCCCCCCCGGCACUGUCACCCUCUUAUCCAGGACCAUUGUUUCUCUGGUCUACAAUGUCCUCAAGACCUUUAUGGAGAUGAACGGGAAACUAUUUGACGAACUUACGGCCUCCUACAAGGUGGAAAAACAGCAGUAAGUGUCUACGUGGCAGACAAGAGAGAGAAAUUGCAAGUCUGGGCAGCUUCUCCUGUUUAUUUAUUUAUGAAUAUUCAUUGGGAGCAUUUAUACCCUGCUGGCUUGGGCUGAUGGGAUUUGGGAGUCUAGCGCCACCCGCAGGGCCCCCACAGGUUCUCGAUCUUCUCUGCAUCUUUCUCAGCAGCACAUGUGAAAGCAGAGUAUAUAUAGGGUUCUUCGCAGACCGCCAGCUUAGCAUGAGUCAGCGGUGUGAUGCAGCAGCAAAAAAAGCGAAUGCAAUUCUAGGCUGCAUCAACAGACGUAUAGUGUCCAGAUCAAGGGAAGUAACAGACUAUUGCUCUAUUCUACCUUGGUCAGACCACACCUGGAAUACUGUGUCCCAUUCUGGGCACCCCUGUUUAAGAAGAAUAUUGACAAGCUGGAGUAUGGGCCGAUGGGGUAAUCAAGAUGAUCAAGGGUCUGGAAACCAAGACUUAUGAGGCACCGUUGAGGGAGCUGGGUAUGUUUAGCCUGGAAAAGAGGAGACUGAGAGGGGAUAGGCUGGCUGAAGAGCUGCCACAGAGAAGAUGGAGCAAACUUGUUUUCUGCUGCUCCAGAGGGGAGGACCCAAAUCAAAGGACACGAAUGACAAGACAGGAGAUUCAGACUAACCAUUAAGGAUGACUUUCUGAGGGGAAGAGCUGUUUGACAGUGGAAAGUAUUCCCUCAGAAGGUGGUGGGCUCCCCUUCAGUGGAGGGGUUCCAACAGAGGUUGGAUGGCCAUUGGUCAGGGAUUCUGAGAUGCUUGCAUUGCAGGGGGUUGGACUAGAUGACCCUUACAGGUCCCUUCCAACUGUGUCUGAUGUUUUAUUGUAUUUUUAAUAUUUUGUUUGAGGGCGCCCAGAGUGGCUGGGGAAACCCAGCCAGAUGGGUGGGGUAUAAAUAACAAAUUAUUUUAUUAUUAUUAUGUGUUCAAUUCUACGAUUCUCCAUUUUCAAACCGUGGAGGCAGAGCAUAGCCGUUGUGGCUAGCCGUUGGUAGCCUUCUCCACAAAUUUGUCCAGUCCUCUUUUUAAAGACAUCUAGCUUGGUUGCCCUCAGCUGCCUCCCGUGGGAGUGAGUUCCACAGUUUACUUUGUGAAGGAAGCACAUUCUUUUUUCCUAUCCUGAAUACAAAGCCAAAAAGAACCGUUCUGCCUUAAAAAAAAAAAAAAGGUGCAUUUAUGGAAAAUACCAUGAAAUCUUUGGGAAUUCGAAUACAGACCCCAAAUAACAAAACACUCUUGGCUCACUCCAAACGCCGACCCUUGGAGGAUGGCAUGCCGUAUUGCAGAACUUUAUAGAGUUGGAAGGGGGGGGUCCCCAAGGGUCAUCUACUGCAGCCCCCCAUGAUGCAGGAACUGCAACUAUUUGCAUCCUUCACUGCAUCUCCCUCCCUCUCCUUUUAAAUUUCUCUACUCCCAGGGAACUGAAGAAGGCGAAGGAACGGCAGGAGCUCUGGAGGCAGCUGGACGAGCUGCAGUUGCGGAAGCUGCAAGGACUGGAAGAGGCCAAGAUGAACCGCCUAAACCUGCAGCACUCCCUGGCUGUGCAGAGCGGAGGGGCCAGCUAGGAGCCCCCCUCCCUCCCCUGGAGCCCCCCACCCCCUGCCCUCCCCACCCACCCACUGUGGCUUGUGGGAGCAGCCCACCCGGGUGCAGGGCCCAUCCCAGAGAGCCGGACGCUCCCUACCCGCCCCCAACCAGCCUGUGCCAAACCAGAGCUCCUGCCUUUCGCUCCUCUUGGGGGGGUGGGCCUGGCCCCCACCCACCCAGGGGGGUGACCACGGAGGAGGCCCGUUUGCUGUGAAGCAAAAUGGUCUGAGUGCAUGGCUAUGUUUGCUGGGUGUGGGCAGAAGGAGGCAUCGGAGGGGCUCCCCUGCUGGGCUUGUUUUGGGGAGGGGGAAGAAUGGUGGUGAGGGGGGGUCUUAAGAGCUGUGAGGCCAGAGUUUGGGGUGGGGAUCUGGUGGAUGGUACCCAAAGCAAGAUUAAGCAAUAGGCCUCUUGAUCCAAAGCUGCCCUCCCCAUAGUGGUGGGGUUUUCUGUUUCGGAAGAGUGGGGAGCACAAAACAAUGAGGGGGUGUCCUGAUUUUUUGGGGGGGCUCCCUGGCUCCCUAUUGGGGGGCAUAGGGGUGAAGGAGGGAAACCCCCCUCUGUCUCUGAGGACCUUGUUCACCAAGGCCUAGUCUGGUGGUUUCAAGCCCUAAACUGCUGCCCCCCUCCCCAAGUGGAAGAGCCGCAGCAUUUCUCUCCCCCCCCUUCCCCUGUUCUGUCUGCCCCCCCCAUUUGCUCAGCCAGAAACUGAGCAAGAUUUCGGGGAAGAAAGGUGGAAGAGGGCUUUCCACAAAAACAGAAAUGGCACGGUUGAGGAGGGAGUUGUAUGUGUGCAGAUCUGGGCCUAUGCAUGCUCUCAUGGGACGCUGCAGCGGGGGGAGCGCACUGGGGUUCUUCCCUCUGGGUUUAGGGCUGUGGGGGGCUGGCAGCUGCUUUCCCCCUUCAGCAGUUUAUUUGGGGGGGGGGCGGUGGGGAGGUUGGUGUGUAUCCCCCUGGAAGAGAUUCCUCCCCUCUGGGACUUUUAUAGUUUUCACACUUUUGCAUUCUUGGGUGGUCAGGAGUGUGUGGGGAGGGAGAGAGACUCAGGUGCACUUUGCUUAGAUUCUCACAGCCCCCUACCCCCCCCCCCAAGAUGGAGCGUAGCUCUAACACGUUCCCCCGUUCAGCUCCCCUAUUUCCACCAGAGCCGCGAAUUAGAGGGGAGGGAGGGGGCGAGCUUGACGGGAGAAGAGUGUUCAAACUCCUGCACUUUAGAAGGGCUGGUUGUUGCACAGGUGGAAAGCAGGGAUGCCUCUGGUUAU
Molecule: messenger RNA, 20618 nt
Organism: Podarcis lilfordi (Lilford's wall lizard)
Lineage: Eukaryota; Metazoa; Chordata; Lepidosauria; Squamata; Lacertidae
Source: the annotation of a GenBank genome assembly